CCGCGCACCCGGAUACCCUGGGCCCGGCGGCGGGCGAGGCAGCUGAGCUCGCCGCCGACGGGCGCUUCGCAGGCCGAUAGUGCGGGGCAGGGGCCUGACACUGGGACGCUGGGCCUCAGGACCCCGGGGAGAAAGUGGGGGCGGACCAGAGAGGACGCAGACUCCAGUCACCACCGCCUUAGAGGCAACAGCGUAGCGCCUCCGCGCCGCACAGCCUGUCGGGAGCCGCCCCUCCCGCUGGUCAACGGGCGGGAAGGAGGACAUUUCCGGCGUUUUGAUUGUCUUUACGGAAGGGGUGGAGCUACCUGAUCUCGGCCUUCUCGAUCGGCGGGGGCAGGACGAGUGACAGUCCUCAGUCCUUCGGCCCGCGCUAAGCUCCGCCCCUGCGCCGGAAGGAGGCGGGCGGGAGGUCACGUGACGCCAGGGCUGGCGGAGGAGAAAGGGGCGGGGCCUCCUCGGGUCACGUGCGGCAGGAAGUGGCGCUUGCUGUGGAGUUUUCGAGAUGGGGACCUCCUUGGACAUCAAGAUUAAAAGAGCGAAUAAGGUUUAUCACGCCGGGGAAAUGCUGUCUGGCGUGGUGGUCAUAUUUGGGAAGGACCCCAUCCAGCACCAGGGCGUCUCCCUGACGGCGGAAGGGACCGUGAACCUCCAGCUCAGCGCCAAGAGCGUGGGUGUGUUCGAAGCUUUCUAUAACUCGGUGAAGCCCAUCCAGAUCAUCAGCAGCACCAUGGAGAUGGUGAAGCCCGGCAAGUUCCCCAGCGGCAAGACGGAAAUCCCCUUCGAGUUCCCUCUGCAGGGGAAGGGCAGCAAGGUCCUGUACGAGACCUACCACGGCGUGUUCGUCAGCAUUCAGUACACCCUGCGCUGUGACAUGAAGCGGUCUCUGUUGGCCAAGGACCUAACGAAGACCUGUGAAUUCAUCGUUCACUCUGCUCCUCAGAAGGGGAAACUGACUCCGAGUCCUGUGGACUUCACCAUCACACCUGAAACCUUACAGAACGUCAAAGAGAGAGCCUUGCUCCCCAAAUUCCUCAUCAGAGGACACCUCAACUCAACCAACUGCGUUAUCACACAGCCGCUCACAGGGGAGCUGGUGGUGGAGAGCUCGGAGGCCGCCAUCAGGAGCAUCGAGCUGCAGCUGGUCCGCGUGGAGACGUGCGGGUGUGCAGAAGGGUACGCCCGCGAUGCCACAGAGAUCCAGAAUAUUCAGAUCGCUGAUGGGGACGUGUGUCGGAGCCUCUCAGUCCCCAUAUACAUGGUCUUCCCCCGGCUGUUCACCUGCCCGACGCUGGAGACCACCAACUUCAGAGUGGAAUUUGAGGUCAACAUCGUCGUGCUCCUUCAAGGCGACCACCUCAUCGCGGAGAACUUCCCACUGAAGCUCUGCAGGGUGUAGCUCAGGAGGUUACUGACCCAAGGGAGGCCAGGCGGAGACGCGGCCGGCAGCGACACGGGCAGUGUUGUGGAUGAUUCUGUGUCAGAAGUGGACCCGAGCCCUGGGAUGACAAUCACCUGUGUCCUCCUUCCUUGAGGCUCUGCGUCUAGUGAUGCCUCUUGUCAGACUUUUCUUUGAAAUCCAUCAGGAUUCCUUAAUGUUCUCGGCAAGAUCACUUCCCAGAAAGCAGAAUGUCCUGACUCAUGGCUUCCCUGCUCCCUUCAGGGCCCGAGGACAUGGAGCAGCAGUGUGACUUUGCUGCUACCAAGUGAGGCCCUGGGGUCAGGGACACCCUCCCUGGCCUGUAACAGGUGUGGCCUCAGGACAGCAGAGGACACAUUCGGUGACAGGCAUGCUCGCCGCUGUGACGUGAGCAGGUACCCGCCAAGGAGUGCAGAGCUGCCUCCACUGGAAAUCCGUCGCAUGUUCCCCGCUGUGUUCUGUAGUCUUUUACAUUUUUCACAGUAACUUUAAAAGUUUUAGAAAACUGGAAAAAAGUAUCCCUUGCUCUCCUAGAAGUGAGGGGACUCGGUGACAUGGCCGGUGCUGCAGUGUUCCUCAGUCUCGGGAACGGGUGUAAAGUCGUGUGCGGCUGUGUUCCCAGGACGUGUGUACACGCAGGGUGACUCGGGGACGUGUGUCCGCGCCUGAUGCUGUUGGGGGUUCUGCAUAGCAGGAGACGGUCGGUGUGCCCGGGCGGUGGGUGACGACCUGCCUCCGACCCACCGAGGGACCUGUGUUCAGGCCAGGGGCUCUGGGCCUGAAGCCAUUCCUCCUCAGCCUCCCUGUGCGGUCCACGGUGUAUUGUGCGCCUGUCACGGCCCAUUUCUUCCUUCCAACCCUGCCACUCUCGUCAGUCCACGGUCGUCGAGGCCUCGGAAGUAGGUCCUGUGCCUCGCAUGCACCUGGCCUUCCCUGCUGCGCAGGUUCCGCAGGGUGGGCUCUGGCUGACAGCCCAGGCCGUGCCGCCAUCGUCCGGGGACAGCGUCUGUGAUGCUGAGGACAGACAGCCCUGACUCAGGCACAGCUUUAUCCCACGGCAUCACCAGGGAAAGUGAUACAGCUUACUCACUGGGUCAUCUAAAGGUUGGUUCCCACAGUAAAGUUCUGGCUUAUAAAUCUCCUUCUACGCUCACAUGACUGUAACGAUCUGUUUUUGAUGAUGUGUUUGAAGUAGCAGAAAACAAAGGCCAUACUUCUGGGAAAUUUCAAAGGGAGAAAUCAUUUUUAAUAAAACAAAGCUAAAUGAGAAUUUCGAGAAA
This is a messenger RNA of Pteropus alecto (black flying fox), 2697 nucleotides long. RefSeq names its product VPS26 endosomal protein sorting factor C (gene VPS26C). Gene Ontology annotation, biological process: intracellular protein transport. The coding region runs from base 503 to 1396 and encodes 297 amino acids. Gene Ontology annotation, cellular component: endosome. Lineage: Eukaryota; Metazoa; Chordata; Mammalia; Chiroptera; Pteropodidae. The transcript is spliced from 8 exons. The record is from RefSeq and is a predicted model, not a curated record.